AUGUCCCACCUCCAAUAUUACGUAUACCCUGGCUAUGGCGAAGCCAGCCAAAAGAACCUUCGUUACAGCCAAGCCGUCCGAAUCGGUGAUCGUAUUGAGACUUCCGGACAAGGUGGAUGGGAUCCAGAAACCUCGAAGAUUCCCACCGAGAUCAACGCUCAGAUCGACCAAGCCUUUGCCAAUGUGCAUCUGGCCCUAACACAGGCCGGCGGUAAGGGUUGGAGUCAGGUAUUUCGGGUCAACUCCUACCAUCUCCCUCUGAAUGAUGAGGCAAUGCACGCAAUGGUUCGCAGUUUCAGAAAGUAUAUGCCAGAUCAUGAGCCGCUUUGGACCUGCAUUGGUGUUGCGCGGCUGGGGUAUGAUGAUAUGCGGGUGGAGAUCGAGGUUGUUGCGCAUGACCAGUACUACAAAGCACAAUAA
Molecule: messenger RNA, 420 nt
Organism: Penicillium olsonii
Lineage: Eukaryota; Fungi; Ascomycota; Eurotiomycetes; Eurotiales; Aspergillaceae
Source: the annotation of a GenBank genome assembly